GUUAAAAGAUACAUCCAUCUUAGUAGGUACCUCUUAAGGGUCUCGUAUAUUUACCUAAUCUUCCAGUAUAUAUCUUAUAUCUCGAAGUCAGGAAGGACUGCGAACGAUGUACAUGCUUCUAAUAUUCAGUACUCAAGCGUUGUGACGACGUUAAAAGACAUAAUAAAAUAUAAUAAAAACUCCAACCUACCAGCUUAAAAUUUAGAUGCUUCCCCGCUUCACCUAACUUCGCAACAACAAGAUCCGAAACCAAUCGUAGUAACAACUACUCUCUAAAGACUAUCUAGGUAGAUUACACAGGACAAAUUAACAAUGGUUCCAGCCGUGGCUCGUCUUGUUUCUGAAAGCGAGCCAUAUCUUGUCCCAGGCAAGCUUCUCGUGAAAGAGCUCUGGUUCGAGGUCCCCUUGGAUCACUCCGAUCCAAAAUCCACAACAAUCAAGCUAUUUGCGAGAAGCGCUGUCAAAUAUGAGCGACCCAUCGUCGAAUCGUCCGAGGUCAUACAGAGACCUUAUCUCCUAUUUCUCCAGGGCGGCCCUGGGCUGGGAACUCCACCACCCCAAGAUUCACCCUUAUCAAAAUAUAUGCUUGACAGAGGCUACGAGCUACUAUUUCUAGACCAGCGAGGUACCGGGUUCAGCACACCCAUCUCCGAUAAUACCCUGGAGCGCGUCGGCGGUCCCCAGGAGCAAGCUGAUUAUCUCAAGCUCUUCAGGGCCGACACCCUCGUUAAAGACAGCGAAGCUGUCCGUCUCUGCCUAACGAAGGAUUACCCGCCUGAAAAACGGAAGUGGUCUACCUUUGGCCAGUCCUUCGGCGGCUUCAUGACCCUGACCUAUCUAUCCUUCGCGCCGGAAGGUCUUAGGGAAUGCUUUAUUACCGGAGGACUAGCCCCCCUGGAUAAAGGUCCCGAGGAGUCUUACCAAGCUACUUUCCAAAGGUGCAUACAACGAAACCACGAUUACUACAGGAAAUUCCCGGAAGAUAUCGCCACCGUCAAAUGGAUCGCCGAGAAAAUCCGCGAGCUCGGCGGCGAAAAAGGAAUCCCGCUGCCCGCCGGCGGUUUCUUAACGGUGGCCCGGUUCAUGACCCUGGGUCUUAGUUUCGGUGCUCACGGCGGCGUCGAUCGAGUCCAUAAUUACAUCAUUCGAAUGAAGGCCGAUCUAGACCAGUAUGGCGUCUUCACUCGCUUCACUCUGAACAUGCUGGAGCAGGAGAACGUAUGGGACACGGCUCCGAUAUAUACCUUACUGCACGAACCGUGUUGGUGUUACGGCCCGGGUGUGGCCGGUCGAUGGGCAGCGGAACGAGUCGGCGCCGGUCUAGACGAGUUCCAAUGGCUCCAGAAGAACUGGGCUGGACCCGCAAGCCUAGGCGAGAAACCAUUGUAUUUCUCCGGCGAGAUGACCUACCCUUUCUUCCUCGAUACCUGCUCCGGGCUCUUCAAGCUCAAGGAGACGGCGAAGAUCCUGGCCGAAUUCGACGGCUGGGCGCCGCUCUACGACCCCGAACAACUAGCUAAGAACGAGGUCCCCGUGUACGCGGCCAUCUACAACGACAUGUACGUCGAUCCAGACAUGUCGCGGGCCACGGCGUCCAGGAUCAAGGGCAUCAAGGUCUUCGAGACGAACGUCUUGUACCAUAACGCUGUCCGUUCGAGCCCGGAUGAUGUUAUCCCUCAGCUGCUCAAGCUGCGUGACGAUACCAUCGACUGAAAAGCCUCAUAAAGAGUAGUCAUAGAAGGUAAUAUGCUGGUCAACAGAAGACCAAAGAGAAAGGAGCGGUAUUGCUUGGUCGAUGAAUAUGAAAAUUACUCUCUAGUGGCUACUUCAAUGCAUGUUCAGUUCGGAUACGAGGAAUUGUGUGUCUUUAAGGGGGCUUCUAGUUUUCCGGAUUUACUGCGGGAAAUGUUUUCAUGCGCUUACUACACCCUAACGAAAUCCCUUCAUUUGACAGCGACACGAGAAACAUAAAAGGUGCUGUGCAAAAUCCGAUACUAUAUCACACUGAAUGAGAAAUAGCCAAUAAAUAUAUCAUCUCGUCCAUAGUGUAUAUCCUGGCUGGGCCGGCCGUGAAAUCAAGACAGGCCUCCUCCUAUGUUGAUAUUCGUCGUAGAUCUUGUAAGAUCUACAGCUCUCCAUCAAGUCCUAACUUUUUUGUACCGUUACUAAGCAUCAUUGUCCUCAUCCUUCGCCAAGGUUCUCCAAAAAAAGGCGUGAUGAUGAUGACAGAUACCGAGAUGCUGACUUGAGUCACCAAAUACUAGAAAUCAUCCUACAAGGCGGUCCAGCCAUUAACACAAUCUGC
This is a messenger RNA of Daldinia caldariorum, 2305 nucleotides long. Its product is annotated as alpha/beta-hydrolase. Lineage: Eukaryota; Fungi; Ascomycota; Sordariomycetes; Xylariales; Hypoxylaceae. Gene Ontology annotation, biological process: proteolysis. The record is from RefSeq and is a predicted model, not a curated record. Gene Ontology annotation, molecular function: peptidase activity. The coding region runs from base 313 to 1713 and encodes 466 amino acids. The transcript has a single exon.